ACCUCACAUCUCUACGCCUCACGGCCAUUCACUCUACAUUCACAUGCAGUAGGACUCGGCUAGUACUAGUAGUACUACUCGGUCUCUAGUAGUAGUAGUAGUAGGUCUACUGUGUUCGUCAGACUCAACUCACUGACUGACUGACUUGAUCAUAUAAUCAGGCCUACGGUAAAUUCAGUUUGGGUGAAUUUGUGAGCUUGCUUUAUAAUUAUAUGAAGAUAAAGAUUGAAAGGCGAAGAUAGCGGUGACGAGGAAUCAGUAGAAAUGGAUGUUCAGACAACCCCAGCUCCACAUCCGGGACCAGGUGAACAUCCAAUACAGUUUAAUUAUUCCCUCUGGUUUUCUAAACGAACCCCCGGCAAACAGACAACACGUUAUGAUCAAACUCUUAAAUUUGUCGGAUCUUUUUCUUCGGUAGAACAGUUUUGGUCAUAUUAUACUCAUCUGUCUCGACCCAGUGAACUUUCGGGACAUAGCGAUUAUCAUAUAUUUAAAGAGGGUAUCAGACCCAUGUGGGAGGAUGAUGCUAAUAAAGCAGGUGGUAAAUGGAUUAUACGUUUAAAGAAAGGAAUUGCAUCACGAUGUUGGGAAAAUUUAGUUUUAGCCAUGUUAGGUGAACAGUUUAUGGUCGGAGGAGAAGUUUGUGGAGCUGUAAUAUCAAUUCGUUAUCAGGAAGAUAUUUUAUCAUUAUGGAAUAAAACCGCUAAUGAUCAUGUGACCACAUCAAGAAUACGAGAUACAUUAAAAAGAAUUUUAAAUUUACCACCAAAUACCAUCAUGGAAUAUAAAUGUCACACAGAUAGUUUAAAAGAUCGUUCAAGUUACAGAAAUACAGAUGUGUUUAUGAGGUAGCCAGAUAGUUUUUACACCAAGAAAAAAUUUAAACUAUUAAAGUGUUUUUAAAAGAAUGUUUUAAAGAAAAAUAUGACAGUUUCUCAAGAAAAGAACAGAACUUAUGUUACUUACGCCUACAAAGUUUUAGACUAGUGAAAGAUAUAGAUCUACAGAAGUGGAAAUUUGUGUUUGCCCAAUGAACUUAGUCAGGGGCUAAGCAUGCUGAGACAGAGUUUUCAAUUUGAUUUAUGAGGAUCUAACAUAUAGAAGCCAAUUCUGGGACUUGAUUAAGAAAUUCAUAUACAUUGAGUUGUGAAAUUUGUUAAUCAUUAAAAGGGCAGUUCCACAUCUCACAGGGUAUUCGUUGAUAAAAGUGAGAAAUCGCCCAAAUAUCUUUUCUGAAAGUUCCUGCCCAAAAUAUUGCUGUUCAGAAAUGAUCUUCUUUAGCUAUGGAAAACCUGGUAAUAGCAACACUCUCAUACCACUAUAACUUAUGUAAAUGUAUGUAGACAUGGUCAUCCUGACACGUGAACAUAGCAUCAAAUUUGGGGACUUAAAUGUACCACGAAAAACACAUAGAAACUUUACUAAAAGUUUGUAUCUUAUUUCUGCAAAAAAGUACCACAUGGCUUCUGAUAGUUGUACAGAUUUAGUAUAAAGGUUUCUAAGAGUAAUCCACAAGGUGGAAUAAGUUUUAUUAGACAAAUGAAAUGAAAGAAAAUAGAAAAAUGCUAUAAAUGAUUUGAGCGGAAUCCAUAUUGGGGGGGUAACUCAUUAUAAUUUUAAAAGACUAGACCAAAAUAUAAAUGUUGAUUUUAUUUAA
Molecule: messenger RNA, 1657 nt
Organism: Patella vulgata (common limpet)
Lineage: Eukaryota; Metazoa; Mollusca; Gastropoda; Patellidae
Product: eukaryotic translation initiation factor 4E type 2
Exons: 7
Coding region: 265-852 (195 amino acids)
Biological process (GO): translational initiation
Cellular component (GO): eukaryotic translation initiation factor 4F complex; cytoplasm
Molecular function (GO): RNA 7-methylguanosine cap binding; translation initiation factor activity
Source: RefSeq, a predicted model, not a curated record